Messenger RNA from Scleropages formosus (Asian bonytongue), 1317 nucleotides. RefSeq names its product derlin 1 (gene derl1). Bases 223 to 984 code for a protein of 253 amino acids. The transcript has 8 exons. The record is from RefSeq and is a predicted model, not a curated record. Lineage: Eukaryota; Metazoa; Chordata; Actinopteri; Osteoglossiformes; Osteoglossidae.
CUUGCGGUCACGCGCGCUCAACAGGAAGUGUGCGCGCGCGCUACUCCGGAGCGGCCACGUCAGGGAAACUUGACAACAUAAAAAGCUUCAGUAAGAGCAACACUCGGGGAAGAACAGCGUUUUAAAGCGACAGGGAGCCUCUCGCAGGACGUCUUCCGCUCGGAAUCCCCCCUUCUGCUCCUUCCCCCGGACUCUCAGAGGUGGUGAACCCCAAGAACCAGAAUGUCAGACAUCGGGGACUGGUUUAAAAGUAUCCCGUUCAUUACCCGUUACUGGUUCGCGGGGUCAAUCAUAGUCCCACUUAUCGGGAAGCUGGGACUCGUGAGCCCCGUCUAUCUCGUUCUGUGGCCGGACUAUUUCCUUCACAAGUUUCAGAUAUGGAGACCCAUCACCUCGACGCUCUACUUUCCUGUGGGUCCCGGGACGGGCUUCCUGUACCUGGUCAACCUCUACUUCCUGUACCAGUACUCCACCAGACUGGAGACAGGUGCCUUUGACGGAAGACCAGCAGACUACAUCUUCAUGCUGCUCUUCAACUGGAUUUGCAUCGUCAUAACUGGCUUAAUCAUGGACAUGCAGCUCUUGAUGAUCCCCCUCAUCAUGUCUGUGCUGUAUGUGUGGGCCCAGCUGAACCGGGACAUGAUAGUUUCAUUCUGGUUCGGGACACGGUUCAAGGCCUGUUACCUUCCAUGGGUCAUUCUUGGGUUUAACUACAUCAUCGGAGGCUCCAUCGUCAAUGAGCUCAUCGGCAAUCUUGUCGGCCACCUCUACUUCUUCCUCAUGUUCAAGUACCCAAUGGACCUGGGGGGCAGGGCCUUCCUAUCGACACCGCAGUUCCUGUACCGCUUUUUCCCUAGCCGACGCGGCGGCGUCUCCGGCUUCGGCGUCCCUCCACCCAGCAGAAGACCCGUGGCCCAGGAUCAGGGUGGGGCGGGGGGAGGCCGCCACAACUGGGGCCAGGGCUUCCGGCUGGGGGACGAGUGAGGAGCGCCCGGCCACGCCCCACCCCACUGUGUGACAUCAGCACUGACUUCACUGUGCAGGUGGAAGCGCUGCAGAGAGCAGAUGGCCUUUCCCUUGGACAGCUCGUACUGAGGAAAAACAUUGACUACUUGUCCACUGGCGAUUGUUGCUGCCCGAGUGCAGCAUGCUGUUGUUUCUUUGUUUACUGUGUUCUUUUAUGCCAUAUCAUAUUUCCCAUAAUUAACAUCCCUGUUGUGUAGAGAGACCUGAAGCGCUUGGGCUGAGCUGCAUCUGUGUCGUUUUGGGUUAAACAUCUCUGGCAUUGCAUUACGUUUCAGAGCAGGUCUGAACGGG